Messenger RNA from Sphaeramia orbicularis (orbiculate cardinalfish), 3227 nucleotides. Its product is annotated as CMRF35-like molecule 8. Gene Ontology annotation, cellular component: plasma membrane. The record is from RefSeq and is a predicted model, not a curated record. The transcript has 7 exons. Gene Ontology annotation, molecular function: transmembrane signaling receptor activity. NCBI's taxonomy places the organism in Eukaryota, Metazoa, Chordata, Actinopteri, Kurtiformes, Apogonidae. Bases 1988 to 3007 code for a protein of 339 amino acids.
AACAAUCGGCUAUCUGUCGCACCCAAAACUGGUCAAAACUGGAAAGAAAGGGAAGUUCCAACGGAGACAUCUGGAUAUGACUCAUCUGUCGAUGAAGUCAUCUGGGUGUAGCCGGGGGAAGUCUAAAGUUCUGUUAAAAUCUAAAGUGCUAUUAUAGCAUUUUCAGAAGUACGAGACGCUCCGAAGGAAAGGGUGCCCUACGUGUUCCACGUAGAGAUUAGACUUAGAGUUAUGCUCUUUUAGGACCAGAAAAGAGUGUGGCAGAUUGGCUUCUAAGUUGUUAAUCUUACUUCUCAAAUAAUGCUGGAGGUUUCACCAGAUAGAGUAACUUUGCAUCGAUGAGUCGAGAUUUGAAGACAAAGACCUAUCUCAUCUGUGAGACAACGGAUCAAAGACUUUAAAGACAAGAAUUGUCUUUUAAGAGACUUUUACCAUCUUCACGGGGACAUUGUCAACAAGGAAGCUGUUCACCGGAGUUUAUUCGGUUUUUCCCUGUUUGGUCCGGACUGGAAAAGAAGAAGAUUUUUAUAUUUCUAAAUUCUUUUUCCUUUUACCCAGCAUUGGAUUCAUCAGUUUUGGCCAAACUGAUGAGUUCUUCAUCAAAAUUGAAUUAAUUUUUUAUUUUAGUGAAAUUUGAACUUUUUUAAAUUUUCCUUAAAUUCGGAAACAGAGGUCUUUCCUUUUUCUUCCCUUGAAGACCUCAAGCAAGGCAACCAUUUGGGACAAUUUCGAAAGGACUCAAAGAACUGAACUGUGGGUUGAAAGAUUACAACGGGGUCAGGGUGGAAGUAAGGAGAGUAGAAAUCAGUUAAGUUUAAGGAUCCGGUUGAUUACUUAUGACUUAGAAGUUCAGUGGAUGAUUAUAUUAUUGAUUAAUUGAUCGAUGAUUUAUGUAUAUGCUUUGCUUUGCUAAGAUUGCCUAUAAUAAAUUUAUAAAAAGUACAUUCUAAAUUCUCCUUGAUUUAUUCCCAAUGUGGUACAUUAUGUUGGUGAAUGUAAAAGGUUAGGUUCAUUGUGUGCAUGACAACAAAGGUCCUGAAAAUUUCUUAGCCUUAAUCCACCUACCAUAUUUAUGUCCCGAAAGCCUAUUUUUCCUGGCUUUUAAAUUAUUUCCUGUCAUGUAACAAGUACACUAAUCCAUGUGGAACAGCUACCAAGAACCAACUGGACUGGUAUUAUUACUGACCACAGAGUGGGUUUCUCCUGGCAGUUCUGGUAUCAGAGUUAGCGGGGCAGAGGUUGGAAUUAAAGGUAGUUAGAAGACAGGCGAGUGUUCCAAAUUAAGUUCAGCUUAAGUAGUAAUCUCAACGACUAGCGUUCUAGGGUAAGACCCUUGCCUAAGUAACGUGAGAUCAGGACCCUAUCUAAACGGAGAGCUGAGUCACGGUAGUACCGGAGGAUUAACAACACCCACAGUGGCCUUCAACCCCCUGCUGAGUAAGGCAGCACUUUAGGAGCUUGGGAAAAUCAUCUUUGCAACUGUUUCCUAAAUGGACUGAAACUGGACAUUUCCUCAGCAGUUAAAAUCACCUGCAUUGGCUGGAGUGACGCACGCUUGUCUGAACUUUGAAGACAUGCCAUACAUGCCCAUGACCAACUACUCUCAAAAAAGAAGGAAAAGGAAGAGACAACACAAAAGGAGUUACACAUGGAAACAAUAACCAUGUUUAACGAAGCCUGGGAACAGGAAUAAUUUGGCCACGGACAUAGAGAAAAAAGACAUGAAGAACACAAGAACAGGAGGAGAAAGGUUCCCAGAGAUGUCUGCUACCGUUGUGGGCAACAUGGACACUGGAUACGCAAAUGUCCCAUGACAACAUCAUUAACUCCACUAAACACAUCAGACUGAGGACGGUCUGGGGUGGUCAGAAGGAGACGGAUUCCUGCUGAAAAUCUGAACUAACCUGUGAAAUCAAAGGAAGGAACUAUAUGUGUGUGGUUUGUUAAGAGGAAAGGGAGGAGCUUGAGCCUUCGAGAGGGUGUGAAGAUGAGGAACAAGACCUUAUUAAAACUAGGAAGACAGUGGUUUGGACUGACCACACUUCUAUCCUUCACUGUCACUAUCGCAAUGAUGAAAAGCUACACUUAUCUGUGUCUCCUUUAUGCUGUGACUAUUGUGGAGGUGAGGAGUCGCACCAUAACAGGACGUGUUGGACAAACUUUGACCUUUGAAUGCUCAAACUGGGAUGUUUGGACUAGCAUUAAAUCAAAUUCUAAGUACUUUUGUAACAGUCCAUGUACAGAAAAGAAACACAUUAUUGUCACCGCAGAAACUGGAAAAAUGAAACGCAACAAGAGAAUACAGAUACAAAACAAUGGAGCAAAAGGUUUAUCUGUGACCUUCACUAAUCUCCAGAAAUCAGAUGCCAAAACUUAUUAUUGUGGAUUGGAUCGGGCUGGCUUUGACUCAUUUGUAAAAGUGAAUCUUGAAGUUUUAGAUGCGGCACUUUCUGUUCCCAAGACUACUUCAGAAACAGCCCCCAUUACAUCAACAUCCUGUACAAGUACCAGUGUGUCAUCUGGAGGCAUUUCCAGAGCUACCGACACAGUUGUGACAGCACGACACAACACAACUGUUGCAUUCAUAACAGAAGGAACUGGAACUGUACCCUAUUUAAUUGUGGGUACAGUUGUCUUGAUAACGAUUCUAGUGAUUUUGCUGAUGAUAACCAAGAAGAUGAAGAAGCAAAUGACAUCUGUAUCCAGUGGUGACAUCCCAGAACCAGAUCCAGAACAGACUGCAGAAUAUGAUGAAAUUAGAGACCAUCAUGGUGAGAGCCAACCUGAAGUUAUUUCUCCUGUCUACGCCUUGGUGACCCACAGUGACGGGAAUCCAGAUGGCAUCUAUGCUAACGCUUACCACCACCAAGUCAUGCAAGAAGAUUUUCAGAACGAAAACUAUUCAAAUGCUAGAAAGUUUAUAAAUGAAGUCAGUCUAGUUGGACCACAUGCAGUCACAGUUCCUCUGACAGAUUUAGAGUACUCUCUCCUGCAACUCCCCAGAUGACAAAUUAAAGUGACAAGUCAUAGCUAUAACAUUGACUGAAUAGUGUCCUUAAAGGCAACAGCAGAAAUGAUCCAAAAUAACAGAGGUGUGGAAAUAUGUUAUUUAACCCUUUCAUGCAUAGUGGUCACUACAGUGGACAGUUACCCUACAGCUUUACUCUUGUAUAUUCAUGAGUUUUGUUGUUUUAGUUCCAUAUCAACCAACACAGUGGACACUUACG